AUGGCCACCAUCAUCCUCGGAGCCCAGUGGGGUGAUGAGGGCAAGGGCAAGAUUGUCGAUGUCAUUGCCCAAGACGGCAUCCAGCUGUGCUGUCGCGCGCAAGGCGGUCACAAUGCCGGCCACACCAUCACCAAAGACCUCAAUGGCACCAUGACCACCUUUGACGUCCACAUCCUUCCUUCGGGAGUCCUCACAGAAGGUUGCGUCAACCUCAUUGGCACUGGCUGUGUCGUCUACGUGCCCAACUUCUUCAAGGAGAUAGAGACUCUGGAGAACAAGGGCAUCCAGACCAAGGACCGCAUCCUCGUCAGCGACCGUUGCCACGUCGACCUGGACCUCCACACCAAAGUCGACGGCCUUGAAGAAGUUGAGCUGGGCAAGGCCAACAUUGGCACAACUGGCAAAGGCAUUGGCCCUACAUACUCUACAAAAGCAUCUCGCAGCGGUAUCCAUGUCGCCGAGAUCUUCAACAAGACGAAGUUCGACGAGAAGGUGCGCCAACUCGCAUACAGCUUUCAGAAAAGAUAUGGCGACUUGCUCAAGUAUGAUGUGGAAGACGAGAUCACACGCUUCGACGACUAUCGCGAGAGGCUGAAGCCAUAUGUCGUAGAUCAGGUCCCACUAAUCGAGUCAGCUGUCAAGGGCAACGUCCGGAUGCUGGUAGAAGGUAGCCAAGCUGCGAUGCUGGACAUCGACAAUGGCACGUACCCUUAUGUCACCUCCUCGAACACUGGCCUCGGUGGUGUCUUCACUGGUCUGCAUCUCAACCCUCGCAAGAUCCAGGAGACCAUUGGAGUCGUCAAGGCAUACACAACACGUGUCGGCUCAGGCCCGUUCCCCUCAGAACAAAACAAUGAGAUCGGCGAGAAGCUGCAGAAGAUCGGCAAAGAGUUCGGUGUCACUACUGGACGUACUCGGCGCUGCGGCUGGCUCGACUUGGUCGUGGUCAAGUUCUCACACAUCCUCAACUGGUACGACGCCAUCAACCUCACGAAGCUCGACAUCCUGGACGACUUCGACGAGAUCAAGAUUGCAACCGAGUACCGCUACAACGGCCAAAAGAUCACCUCUUUCCCAGCAGACCUUACAAUCCUCGAGAAGAUCGAAGUCAUCUACGAAACCCUCCCAGGCUGGAAGUCCAACACAGUCGGCAUGAGGAAGUACGAAGAACUCCCAGAGAAUGCGAGGAAGUACAUUGAAUAUAUCGAGAAGUUCGUGGACGUCAAGAUCAAGUAUAUCGGUACUGGACCUGGCAAUGAGAACAUGAUCGUGCGGUAG
Molecule: messenger RNA, 1278 nt
Organism: Fulvia fulva
Lineage: Eukaryota; Fungi; Ascomycota; Dothideomycetes; Mycosphaerellales; Mycosphaerellaceae
Product: Adenylosuccinate synthetase
Exons: 2
Coding region: 1-1278 (425 amino acids)
Biological process (GO): IMP metabolic process; 'de novo' AMP biosynthetic process
Cellular component (GO): cytoplasm
Molecular function (GO): GTP binding; adenylosuccinate synthase activity
Source: RefSeq, a predicted model, not a curated record